Molecule: messenger RNA, 1632 nt
Organism: Drosophila subobscura
Lineage: Eukaryota; Metazoa; Arthropoda; Insecta; Diptera; Drosophilidae
Gene: Bmcp
Product: mitochondrial uncoupling protein Bmcp
Exons: 5
Coding region: 198-1112 (304 amino acids)
Biological process (GO): transmembrane transport
Source: RefSeq, a predicted model, not a curated record
CGCGGUCCCACACGACAUUGGUUGCGUGAUUUGUGAAAUAUUUAAUGCGAAUUUUCAUGCAAGUAAAUGUACAAACGACACUAACUAUACAACAAAGUGUCAGCGGAGGUGUGGAUUUGCAAUUGGACUCGUCGUUGAAGGAUCAACGCGACAACUGAUACGUUUCUGAGCAACAUCAACAGGUGCUGGUGGCGGUCAUGGCGGAAGAAGUCAAGGACUGGCGGCCUUUUGUUUAUGGCGGCGUUGCAUCCAUAACUGCUGAAUUUGGCACUUUUCCAAUCGACACAACAAAGACCCGCCUCCAAGUCCAAGGUCAGAAAAUUGAUCAAACAUUCACGCAGCUGCGGUACCGCGGCAUGACAGAUGCAUUUGUGAAGAUCUCCAAAGAAGAAGGACUGCGCGCCCUGUAUUCCGGCAUUUGGCCGGCAGUUCUGCGUCAGGCCACCUACGGCACCAUCAAGUUCGGCACCUACUACACCCUCAAGAAGCUGGCCAACGAGCGUGGCCUGCUCACAAACGAGGACGGCAGCGAGCGGGUCUGGAGCAACAUAAUGUGCGCUGCAGCGGCGGGCGCCAUCUCGUCGGCCAUUGCCAAUCCCACCGAUGUGCUGAAAGUGCGUAUGCAGGUGCAUGGCAGGGGCCAUCAUCAGGGUCUGAUUGGCUGCUUCAACGAAAUAUACAAAUACGAGGGCGUGCGCGGGCUGUGGCGUGGUGUUGGGCCGACGGCUCAGCGGGCAGUGGUCAUCGCAUCAGUCGAGCUGCCGGUCUAUGAUUUUUGCAAGCUGCAGCUAAUGAACGCCUUUGGCGAUCAUGUGGCGAAUCAUUUUAUCUCGAGCUUCAUUGCCAGCUUGGGAAGUGCCAUCGCCUCGACACCCAUCGAUGUCAUUCGGACUCGCUUGAUGAACCAGCGGCAUGUCAGCAUGACAAUGAACGGACUGGCGACGGCGGCAGCCACACCAAAGUUGUACAGCGGCAGCCUCGACUGUGCAGUGCAGACAAUUCGAAACGAGGGACCGCUGGCGCUCUACAAGGGCUUCAUACCCACGUGGGUUAGGAUGGGUCCCUGGAACAUCAUAUUCUUUAUAACGUACGAACAACUCAAGAAAUACUGAGGCGGCAGGUGGCAUGUCGAGCGGAAUCCAAGUACAAGAUGUAUUCUAGCAUUCAAACCAAAAAGAUCUUUUGCCGCGUAGCAGAGUUACAUACGUAGGUUAAGAAAACUGUCUGGACCUGGACCUACCUUUAAGCACAUAGUUCAAUUGAAGUGGUCACUAAAGUGCCUGUCUGUCUCAUGCUGUUGGCUAUACAAUAGCCAGCGCUGGUCCUUCGAGAAAAGUGACAUCCGGAAAGAGUUUCAGCCCAUUCAAGUAUUUGCAUUUGUAACGAAUUUCCUCCCAUACAACAUUUUUCCUUUUCCGGUGAAACCAGUUUCCCUUCGGCGACCACACUAUUUAACUAAACUAAGUCUAAUAUUACUAAUUAUAUAGCUAGCCAAUAUAUGAAUAAUAUGAACUUGUAUUAGACGCGCAUUUGUUCUGUUCAAACAUGUGUAGACUUUAUCCAUCGUAUUACAUACAAACACACACACACAAAUACACACAGGUUCGUUGUAAAUAUAUGCAUUUAGCAAUA